AUGUCAUCUACACACACCGCUAUCGCAACUGUUUCCAAAGGUCACUUUGAUGCGAUUCAGGUUCCUACCGAAUUACCGGGGGAUGGAGAGGUGCUCAUCAAAGUCGAGUACGGCUCAAUGAUCGCCUUUGAUACCUAUGUCACCGACCGCGGAUUCUACGUUCAACAGUACCCAUUGGUUCUUGGAUUUAGUGGAGCUGGAACUGUAGCCAAGUUGGGUGCUGGCGUACAAGGUUUGAAGAUCGGCGAUCGGGUCACUGCGUUUGGCUAUGGGGCCUCACGAAACAAAUCUCUUCAAGAAUAUUCGAUACAACCAGUGGAAGUGGUUGGAAAGAUCCCAGACAGCCUUUCUCUCGCCGAAGCAUCAACCAUCCCGGAUAAUUUUGUAACGGCUUUUUACACGCUGUUUAACCAACUUGGUCUGCCACACCCAGAUUCUUUCCCAGCAACAGUCUCCCCACCUCUCGCUGACACUCCCAUUCUUAUCUAUGGUGCCGGUUCCACUGCUGGGAUAUAUGCCAUCCAGCUUCUGAAUUUGGCUGGAUAUAAACAAAUUAUUGCCACCGCUUCAAAGAAGCAUCACGAGUACCUUCGAUCUUUAGGAGCCACUCAUACCUUUGACUACAACAGUCCCGCACUCGUGGAAGAUGUGGGUAAAGUUGUAGGUGGAGAUGGCAAAGUAACGUUGAUCCUUGAUUGCAUCACCGCCGAGUCAACUGUAGAAUUGCUUUCAAAAAUUGCCAGUCCACAUGGAAAAGUUGCGCUCCUUCUCCCUGUCAAACAAGGCAAUACCGUCACGAAUGACAAGAAUCACGCACUGUGGAUUGACUAUACUGCCGAGCAAAGCCCUUUUGUUAAAGGGACGACCGUUAUAGGGGUAAAAACCUUCAACUAUAGACAGGAUGAAUAUCUUAGCAAGAACCUGAUGCCAAAAAUACUUCCAUCGUUGCUCCAGUCUGGAUCAAUUAAACCUAGUCGUGUGCGCUUAUUGGACCAGGGAUCUCUCAAGGAACGGGUUGAAGAGGGUUUGGAGCUCCUCAGGAAUAACAAGAUUAGUGGUGAGAAGGUGGUUGUGAAGAUCCAGCCAUAA
This is a messenger RNA of Psilocybe cubensis, 1089 nucleotides long. RefSeq lists its product as uncharacterized. The record is from RefSeq and is a predicted model, not a curated record. Lineage: Eukaryota; Fungi; Basidiomycota; Agaricomycetes; Agaricales; Agrocybaceae. The transcript has 4 exons. The coding region runs from base 1 to 1089 and encodes 362 amino acids. Gene Ontology annotation, molecular function: oxidoreductase activity, acting on NAD(P)H.